Anolis carolinensis (green anole) is the source of this 3539-nucleotide messenger RNA. It is a transcript of the gene fut2, whose product is annotated as fucosyltransferase 2 (H blood group). The transcript has a single exon. Gene Ontology annotation, molecular function: galactoside 2-alpha-L-fucosyltransferase activity. Gene Ontology annotation, biological process: carbohydrate metabolic process. The coding region runs from base 14 to 1099 and encodes 361 amino acids. Gene Ontology annotation, cellular component: membrane. NCBI's taxonomy places the organism in Eukaryota, Metazoa, Chordata, Lepidosauria, Squamata, Anolidae. The record is from RefSeq and is a predicted model, not a curated record.
CCAUUGUGGAGAUAUGAAUCUUCCAGAAAGAUGUACCUUUGAAAAAUCUUACUUCUUUUUCUUGUACUUGUUUGGCCUCCUCUCUCUCUCCGCAUUCUUGCACCUGUAUCCCCAGAUGUCUUUCCAUCAAUUGAAAAGCCACUUGAGAAACGCCACCUAUGUCCCCUUGAUGGAACGCCCUCCUUUCCUCAACACGACCACUGCUACUCCUACCACAACUACUAAACCAGUAGAUACUGGUAUAUGGACAGUGAACUCCAUUGGGCGUUUGGGGAACCAGAUGGGGGAAUACGCCACACUUUAUGCUUUAGCCAAACUCAAUGGACACAAGGCCUUCAUCCUCCCGUCCAUGCACCAAUAUCUGUCCCCAAUCUUCCGGAUUACUUUACCUGUGAUCCAUACUGAGAUGGUUAAAAAUAUCCGUUGGAGGAACUUCAAUCUACAUGACUGGAUGUCAGAAGACUAUCGUCAUAUUAAGGGAAAAUACGUCCGCUUGACAGGCUACCCAUGCUCUUACACAUUUUAUCACCAUAUCCGCCAAGAGAUACUUCAGGAGUUCACUUUCCAUGAUCACAUCAAAGAGGAGGCCAAUCAAUACCUUCGGUCUCUGAGAAAGACGGGAAAAGAGGUGACAUAUGUUGGUGUCCAUGUCCGAAGGGGGGAUUACGUCUGGGUGAUGCCAAAUGCCUGGAAAGGUGUGGUGGCUGAUAAAAAGUACCUGGAAAAAGCCAUGCAUUACUUCAGAGUGAAGUAUGACAACCCCAUCUUUGUGGUGACCAGCAAUGGAAUGGAUUGGUGCAAGCAAAACAUUAAUGCUUCCGGAGGGGAUGUUUACUUUGCUGGAGAUGGGCGGGAAUCUUCUCCAGGGAGAGAUUUUGCUCUCCUUGCUCAUUGCAACCACACAAUAAUGACUAUUGGGACAUUUGGGAUCUGGGCUGGUUACAUUGCUGGUGGGGAGACAGUGUACUUGGCCAACUACACCCUGCCAGACUCUCCCUUCCUCAAAGUCUUCAGGCCCUCAGCAGCCUUUUUGCCCGAAUGGAUAGGCAUCCCAGCGGACUUGUCCCCUCUGCUGAACAAAACAAAAGUGUCACAUUAGUUAUGACUCAGUGAUGUGACACAGUUUCUCUUGUCUGGGAUCUGUUCCUCAGGGAAAUACAAGAGACUGAUCUUAGGAAUUCACAUCAACCUAAAGCCAGCAUCAAGGAAUUGCACUGAGGUGUAAAAGAGACAGUUCCAAUAACAGUAUUUUUCCAUUUUGCUUAAACAACAUCACUGCAACAAGACAACAUACUGGUUUGAGUGAUUAAGUCACACAUCUUCGCAUCAUCAUGCCCGUAGAAAGAUUCAAACAUAACAUAUGGACCUAUCUCUUUUACAUCAUGAAUCUUAAAUAAAUAAAUAUACUUUAUUUAUAUUCCGCUCUUUCUCCCCAAGGGGACUCAGGGAGGUUUACAGAACACAUAUACGGCAAACAUUCAAUGCUGUUAUACAAUUAACAAGGACAGACAAUACAUAAACAGCGGUAAAGGAUUUUCCCAUCUUUUCAAUUUCUUCUUCUUCUUCAUUAAAUGGCUUCAAACUACAGGAAAGGAGAUUCCACCUGAACAUCAGGAAGAACUUCCUCACUGUGAGGGCUGUUCGACAGUGGAACUCUUUCCCCCAGACUGUGGUGGAGGCUCCUUCUUUGGAGGCUUUUAAGCAGAGGCUGUAUGGCCAUCUGUCAGGGGUGCUUUGAAUGCGAUUUCCUGCUUCUUGGCAGGGGGUUGGACUGGAUGGCCCAUGAGGUCUCUUCCAACUCUGCUAUUCUAUGAUUCUAUGAUUCUGGCAUCUGGAGACUGUGCUUGACUCCGGCCACGGUGGGUGCUGCCACUCCAUCUUUCAUGCUGAGGAGCUCUCAUCAUCCUUAGAUGUCCACCCGACAUGUCCUUAUGGGCACCUUUUAUUACCUCCCCACUUUUUAAGUGAUGCCUAUUUAUCUACUCACAUUUCUGUUUUGAUCUGCUAGGUGGGCAGGGAGCUGAGGCUGACAACGGGCUUGAACUGCCAACCUUUUGAUCCACAGGAUUCUGCAGCUUAGCCGUUUAACCCACUGUGCUAAUACCUCACUUACAGAAGUUGUGUUCCUGAGCAUUUGGUACCAGAGGGACAAAUAGCAUGGUGAAAAUAGAGAUAUGCUCCUGUGCUGUGAAAAAAGAAAGAGAACAGAGCAACAUGUUUUAGCAAAUUUUCCAUUCAAAUGGAAUAAAGUAUGUAUGUAAAAUGAAACAACCAGGUCAGAUAAGCCUUACAUGGGAAUCUUCUAGAGAUCUCUUGAAGGCUUCUUGCAAAAUGCAUUUCCAUUCUCUAGCCUCUAUUUUGCUUAGGAUUUCCAUUUCCUUUCAUUGCCGUCUGGGCUCGGCAACAAUAAGGAGAACAGAAGAGGGCAUAAAUUCACGACUGAAUCAUCAACACACUCUGAUAAUACUAUGUAACAAAGUUUUUUAAAAAAUUCUGUUCCUGGUUUGAAAGUGUUAUUUAAUUGUGUGGUACUUACUUUGAAAAUAGUUGUUAUACUCCAGAAACUUCAUUUUUGUGGCUGCCACAAACUGUGUUGAAUUGGUUGAGACUCUAUGCAAUAUUCAUUGAAAAUCUAUAGCAAAAUGUGCUGCAAGAUAUCCUUCUCACAAAAACAAUUUUUUGCAGUUUAAUACACUUUUUCCAUGUUUUUAAGAUAGAACCAUUUAAAAUAUGACAUAUAUAACCUGGGAACAUAAAUUAUGUUACAUAUUGUAGUAACAGGCAAUAUCUGAAAGGGAGACAGAUCAGAUAAACAAGAGGGAAGACUCCCAUAUCGACCCAGCUGUCUGCUUGUAUUACUACUGACCUCUCCAUGUCGUCUCCUACUUCCAAAACAGUGAUCAUGUGUGGCUGGACUAUGGCUGGAAUCCUGUUGAUGUCUUAUGCAUGUGUCAGUUCCUCUCUGGCCCUCUUUCUCCACCUUUCAUAUGGCUACCUACUCAUCUUGCCUUUAGGCAACAUCUUCCCUCCUGCUUUUGUCCUCCAAUGAUAAUUACCAUAAUACUGAUAGUAUUACAUAAUACUAUCACCACAUGAACAUACCCACAAGUUUGGCAUUUCUAAAGCUAUUCACACAUACAGUCAGCCUAUAGUCUAUCCUUGCAGACAUCACUCCAUGCAUUCGUAAACUUAAUUUAUUAAACUUUAUGCUGCCAACUUCACUGCAGAAUGGGUUGGUCAUUUUUCUACAGUGAUGAAUGUCUGCAUUGUUUAGUGGAAUUGUGCAUUCAUUGGGACGCACAUUUCUAGCCAGUGAAUCCCAUCUGAGUUGCUGUGAGUUUUCCGGGUUGUAUGGCCAUGUUCCAGUAGCAAACUUCAUGGCUACUCAAAUGCUAAUUCGAGAUUACUAAUCACAACAUUCAUACUUUCUUUAAACAGGUAAGUGUUCUUUCUUCCAUUCUGGACAUUCCACAGGGGUGUGUGUGUGUAUAUAUGUUUGUGUAUGUGUGUAUAUGUAUAUGUGUGUGUGUGUGUGUGUG